GAAGUAGGAGGGGGAAAAGUGCGUACGCAAUUGGGGACUCAACUGUGGAGAGGCCGCGGCACGUGGGUGGGCUUGCCAGGAAGAGCGAUGGCUUCCACUGCUCCGCGGAAGGGGCUUCUCCCGCGUGGUAGCCAUGUGAAGAAAAAAACAAAUUCAAAACCAGAUUGCCUGAACGAGCAAGAAAUUCCAUAUCGGUUGCGGGAAAUCAUGAAGAGCCGUGAUGAACUAAAAAACCCCACACGCAAGAAGAAAAAGAAAGCAAAUAAGCAGAGGCCUCAGUCUGAGGGUGACAUACCAGUACCGAAGUUCAGGAGGCGGCGAGGGGAGACGGAAUCCUCAUAUAAUAGACGUAUGGAGCAGGAAGUUCAGCACGUACGCUUUCUCACUGAAAAUCAGACACAGCGUGAACCUGAGAAAGAGAUGCAGGUCCAAGAAAAGUCACAGAGGAAAAAAGAGUUUCAGAAAAAGAAGCUGGAAAAAAUCCGUAAGCAAAAAGCAGAGAAAAAAGUGGCAAUGCUUGAGAAGGACCUUCUCAAAGACUCAAUAAAAUUUGGAGAAGUUGCUCUACAGCCCCCCACACUUACAGUGAAACCCAGGAAGAGUGUUGUCAAAGACAAGGGUGAUCAAAGGCAACUUCUGCUGAUGUCUCUUUUGGGCUCCGGUAGAACAACCACCGUUAAAAAAUCAGUCCAUGCCUCUCUUGCUCGCCAAAGGAUCAUUCAAGAGGAGAGAGAACGGGUUGUCCAAGCCUAUCGGAAUAUAAAGAAACGUAAACAGCAGCAGCAACAGCUGCUGAAUGAAAGCUUUCUUGAUAUAGACAAGCUAAAGAAACCAGUCUGAGUUGAUAGAACAGUUCUAUCAUUCUGAGAAACACAACGCCGUUGCAAACCAAUUGUAGAACAUCAGCCAAAUCUACUAUCUUUCUCCUUUCCAGUUUGAAUGAGAGUAGCCAGCAACACAGAUAAGCAAAUUAACAGUUGAGCGAUACAAGCUUACAUACAUAACUUCUGUGAGCAGACCAAAUUGUUUAAAAAGUGUUUCUUGUAACCCAGUUUCAGAACUGCAUUCACAGUAGAAUUUGCAACAUGAAAAAUCCAUGCCCCACAUUGGCUACUUCCAAAGGAUUAGUAAUUCAGAUUGGCUACAAGAAUCAGAGCUAGUUUUCAGGCAACUUAGUUCUCAGAUCUGUUUUGAUGUUUCUUGCAAUGGUGAAGAAAACUGUUCUCCAGUUGGACAUUGUACUCUUUUUGGCACUUUUUUAGUGUAUGUGUUUUCCCCAUAUCCCACCUGGCUUACAGAAAAGGUUUGAAAGUGAAGAACCUAAAAGAUCCAAGCCAGAUCUCUCCUUGGAGUUUUGUUGCCAGCUUCUGAAUCAGAGAGAUGUGCUGAGAGGAUUGGGCCCCUGCUCCAAGAAAAUGUUAUUAGAGACAGAUGAAUUGGAUUAAAAUAUGUUUCUACGCCAAAUAUAUGUUCUUGCUCAUUUCGCUGGCUCUCCUGUCAUCCCAACUAGAAACUUCUUGUGCUGCUCUAGUUGUAAAGAAAAUUAUUUCUUUGCAGAAGAGAAAUGGGACUGCUGCUCCAGGGCAGCUACUGUAUAGACACCCACCGUUGAAUACCAGCAAACCCUUUGACUGGAUGGAAGUCCCUAAGAUAGGAUGAAGCAGGAGGUGCAGUUCCUUGGCAGAAGUUUUAAAGUGAAAUGGAGGGAGCAACACGCUUGUUUUGGCCCAACUUUAUGAAACUGAUAAAAGGGAAACGAUUGUGCCAUCCUCCCUCUUUCCCUUCCAAGUCCUGGUGCUGUUGUACAUAAUAAGAACAUGUAUUGGCAAAAAACAAAGGACUUAAAUGGGGAAAUAAAGUGGUAUUGGUGUGCCCAGCAGCAGUCACCAUGUAUUCUUAAUUCUGCAAACCAAGUUUAUUUUAAAAGUGAUGUGAAAGAUUACUUAAAAAAAAACAAAAAACAGAAACCAGGUGGUUGUUUGGUAGAGUGAGGUUCUCAGAGAAAAGGCGGCUGGCAAAGUAAGGUAGCAAAAUUUUGAAUUGUACAUAAAAAGCAGCAAUAGUUGUAUUGAUUGGAGGAUGGAAAAAAUCUAAAAUCUCUAGUCUAGAAAUAUAUUUAUUAAGAUCAGUAUUGUAUUGGGCAAGAUUCUGGUGGGGGGGGCGGUGGUGCUAAUGAAGAUAUUGCUAGAGUGUGGGCUUUGGGUGGUGGAGCACAGAUUUGUCAGUAGAUGGCAGGAUCUGUAUGCAAUGAGGAGAUCCUUCCUUAAGCAAGCCCUUUCUCUGGAGGGACCUUUUGUCUUUAUAAUGAGAGUGUGGUACAGAGAACAUCCUGUGGAUAUUUCAUACAGAUUCUCCCUGUAGUUAUCUGUAGUUUUGACUGAGCACCUGAUGUUCCAAGAUAAUGUCCUGGUAAAACCUUUUUUAAUGAAACAUAGCCUGUGUUAUUCUUCUGGUGUCUCUGGGUAUAUGGUAUAGGUACUGGAAAGAAUAUACUCUUAGUGUGAUUUCUCCACUCCUUUCAGCUCUCUGCUGGGGACUGAUCUUUAAUAUUAGAUUUCUCAGCUUAUCCUUGAGAUUUCUAAAACAAUUUCUACCUUCAGAAUAUUUGGAAAGCUGUUCACGUGGGUGAGCACCUUGACUCCUUGAGGCAUGAUUGUGCCUACUGUGCUGCUUGGAAGCCGUUCCCAUUAUCUUCACUGUCACAUAGUAAAAAAUGAGCGUUCUUAAGAAUGCAGCCUGGCGGCAGUGUUAUGUUGCAUCUAAUUGUGUUUAGUGGAGCCACUUCCAUCAGUGAGUGUAUAACUGCCAGUUGGUGUUAACAAUUUUAAGAAAAUAAAAGAAAAAGGAUGCUCUGUUCCCUCAAACGGGAUUGAAAAUAGUGGGGAUUUUUUUUUUUUUUUGGUGGGUAGGCUCUUUUAAUGAAUUAUACUAAUAGACUUUAACAGGACUUUUGUUUAGAGAGAAUUCUGUGCAAUCUAAAAAACCUGCAGUCAAAAUAUUCUAAUAAAGUGUGAAUCAG
Messenger RNA from Python bivittatus (Burmese python), 3019 nucleotides. It is a transcript of the gene CCDC137, whose product is annotated as coiled-coil domain containing 137. Gene Ontology annotation, cellular component: nucleus. NCBI's taxonomy places the organism in Eukaryota, Metazoa, Chordata, Lepidosauria, Squamata, Pythonidae. The record is from RefSeq and is a predicted model, not a curated record.